AUGAAGAAGUUGAUAAGGAGGCUAUCUAGAGUGGCUGAUUCUUCGCAGUAUUGUCUUUUGCGGCCGGAAUCCAGGGCGGCGAGGACUCGUCGAUUGGAAUCUUUCCGAAAGAAGUCCGGCGGAGUGCCCCAGGGUCACCUGCCGGUCUACGUCGGUGAGGAAAUGGAACGAUUUGUAGUGAGCGCUGAGCUCUUGAAUCACCCGAUCUUUGUAAACCUACUCAACAAAUCGGCGCAAGAGUACGGCUACCAGCAGAAAGGCGUGCUCCGGAUUCCCUGCCAUGUGUUCCUCUUUGAACGGGUGCUGGAGGCUCUUCGAAUCGGCGGCGAGUCGCUUGAACUCCCGGACCUCCUCAACUCCCUCUCCGACGAGUUUUCGAACAGUCGGGGAGAUAAUUAG
Fraxinus pennsylvanica is the source of this 399-nucleotide messenger RNA. NCBI's taxonomy places the organism in Eukaryota, Viridiplantae, Streptophyta, Magnoliopsida, Lamiales, Oleaceae. The record is from the annotation of a GenBank genome assembly.